AUGUUCGAAUACGAUCGUCUCGCUUUGGAUGUUACCCAACAGUUCUCGAACGGCAAGAACUUUGACCCCGCUCCAGGCAGGCCAAGACGGAGAGAAAACACUGAUGACGGGGUAAAUUUGAUAUUAGCUUACAUUGUUAUUGCAGUUUGAGGAUUUUAUACACUUUAUUUACAGUUACAGUAAACUUUGUCUUUGGGCAAAAUAAUUGAAAGUUGAAUUUCAGAAGAACCGCCACUUCAGCGGCAGCUCCAUGGACUUGUUUGAUUGUGGCAGCAGCUCCGGGUACGGCAGUCCAGGAGUUAGUGGGACACCUCUGGCUAGUCCAGCACCGAACUCGGCUUCGUUUAUUGCUCAGUCCGUGCAGAGAAUGUUGUUGGAUCAGGGAUUCUUCGACGAGUUGAAGACCAUGGGAGGUCAGAUGUCGCUGAAUACUACUGACUUGAGUAGUAUGAUCGCUGGAAUGACAAUCGAGCAAGUCGACAAGGUAAGUGCCUAUUUUAUUUUUCUUUGACUUACUUUUAUGUAUACUACUGGCUAAGUUUAUUCCCUACUCUUCUAAUUGGGUGCGUUGUUAACCGAUUAAGUUCAGAUUAUUGGGUAUUAAAAUUUAGGUUUUAAAAAAGUGAAACAGCCUAUAUCAAAUCAAAAAACAUGGCAAAGUGAUUUUAAAUGUUCCUACGCUAUGUAAAACACUAAAAAUUAUUCAGUCAACAUUAUUUUUCUAUGGUAGGAUUCAGUCGAGCAGGUGAUGAGUAAACAUAACGAUUGCAAUGACUGUUACAACUUUUUUCAGUAGUUUUUUACUUAUAAGUUGAAAAAAGUAAGAACCAAAAAUAGAAUUUUACAACCUAACUUCAAGGGUAACUAAUAAAAUUGGCCAGCAGUAUAUUAGACAUUGUUAUACAGUCGCAUUUCAUAAUAUAUUUAUACAUUAACAUCGAAGUCAUUAUUGAUCAGACCUAUGUUGUAAAGUUGUAACAACUGGGUAUUAUUAUCAUUGUUUAUUUGCAGAGUGUUUGUUCCGAGAAGGAGAAGCUGAGUCUCUCAACCUCAUCCGAGGACUCCCACAGUUCUCCAUUUAGUCCAACGCCAACUCAAACAAUCGCUGUGGCACCAGCUGAGGAUGGCUUCAGUCAGGACGAGAUCGCUCAGUUCGCUGAACUCUUAUGUAGUCCAAAGAAGACUCCGCCAACUAGAUAUCAAUGUCACAUCUGCUACAACACUGGACAUUACAUCAGCGACUGUCCGAUGGUAUGUUUUACUUCACUUAACUGUCAUUUUAUAUCAUAGUUUCUGUGUUGAAGAUAUACAUUGAACAAUGUUGUCUAUAAUUACGUAAACUUUUAGCGUUUCAACAGCCCUUACGAAGAGCUGACGCCCUACCAAGGUCGCAAGAAGUGCUACGGAGAGUUUACAUGCCAACAGUGCAAACGUCGUUGGACUUCCCAGAAUUCUGUGGCCAAUGAAGCUCAAAGUUGUAUCAAAUGUCACGUCCCAGUGUUUCCUCACAAGCAAUUACCGGUCGAUAAGGCGGUAGCCCUUGGUCUGGUCAAGGCUCAACGUACCGUUCCAACCAAAGUAGCUCCGAUUGGGCACGGUCGUCCGCCGUUCCAAGCUGAUGCUUCGCCUUAG
Molecule: messenger RNA, 1632 nt
Organism: Bursaphelenchus okinawaensis
Lineage: Eukaryota; Metazoa; Nematoda; Chromadorea; Rhabditida; Aphelenchoididae
Source: the annotation of a GenBank genome assembly